UCAGAUGGCGAGAGAAAGGUCAGUAGGUGUUCAUUCUUCUUUGUGAUUAUUUGGAGCCUCUCCAGCUGAUCUCUAGUAAUUGCUACAGCACAUGACCCACCAGAGCACUACUCAGGGAAUGUCAUAGCAUCCAUUUGACGUGACUGUGUAGGACUGUGUGAAACACAAAGGAAGUAUGGAGGACAUAGAUUAUGGAAGUCUGGAAGGCUGGGUGGCUAUAAAACCAGACAUGUUCCUCGACGACUCACCGAAACGCCGUCUCCACUUCAUCAUUGCGUGGAACAAAGUAGAGGGAAAACUCGCAAUCACCUGCAGAGGGAGCCACCGCACGGUGACCGGAGAUGAGCAGCACAGCUGGGCGGGGCUGUUCAGUCUGCAGGACAUUCGUGGCGUGCACGAUCAACUGUGCCUCUUACAGCCAGCACUCGCAGCCUACCUUCCCGACCUCCCCAUCGAGUACCACGGCAUCUGGUCGCUCUUCUAUUUCACCGAGAUUCCGCAGAGCUUGUGCGAACAAUUGGAACUCUACAUGCAGAUAGCGCUGGAGAUAUGUGGCGAAAAGUUGCUCAUACAGACUAUGUUCGAAGAGAUCAAUAUCGAGGAAUAUCUGGAAGACAUCAGCGAACUUAGACUGCAGGCUCGUCGUGAUAACCUCAGUCGAGCAAGGGAGCAGGUCAAUCGGUUUUUACUGGAGAGAAACUCAAUUACCAGUCUACAGAAGCUCAAAGAGUGGUACUCUAAAGAGGAGAUGGCACUUGGAAAUGUGCACGUAGAACUGGCUGAACUCUACAACAUGCAACUGCAACCAUUUCUUGACCUGCGUGAGGUGGCGCUGAACAAGGUUCGAGAAGCGAAGUCCUAUCUGCAGAGCGAGGAGGUUGGUGAGCGGGUUAAGCAGCAGUAUCGUGAUGUGUUCAGCGAGUGGCAUGAACAAUACGUGCAAGCGAUCGACGUCAUUGCUGAAUUAUACGUCAAGUACUACACGCAGACGACGGAACUACUCGCAGCUCAGAGAGACCGAAUGCUCACCGAUAGUCGACUAGUCGGUAAGGUUGACUUUGAGGUGGAGUGUAUGGAUCGUCUAGAGGACGUGCAAGGUCGCCUCUACACAGAGCGAGUCUAUCUGUUAGCUGCCACCAGGCGGCAGCAUGAGCACAAGCGAGACAAGCUGGAACAGCAGCUUAUAAACGUUCAAAACAUGGGUGAUGUGGCCAGCAAACUAGAGCGGCUAGAGACGGCCAUAUAUGCUCAACAAGUGCAAAUAUACGACGUGCGACUAGAGAUCAUAGGAGAGGAGGAGCGAGAGAUGCGGAGGCGCCUCAACAAGCUGCUAAUAGCUAAUAAAGCGUGUGAGUCGGUGUUCUUUGACGCUGUGGAGGACCUGUCGUCGCUGCCGGAGACCUUUAGUGAUGAGAUUGAGGAUGCGGCGAAGCUUGACCCCGCAAUCCAGCAGCUGAAGAACCGCAUCACCAUGCUGUACAGGAGAAAGCUGUUCAUCCGCGACAAAAAGGAUGCUUUGGCAAAGGGUAGACAGUCUAAAAUGGAGAAAGGACAAGAAGACAAGGCACUUUAUCUUAAACACCAUGCUGUACAAAAGAAACGAGAAGAGGAUAAGCAGAACAGUAAUUCGAGGAAAGAGCGACUGGCAGAAGAGAGGAGGAAGACACUGGCUAGAAUACAAAAGUACAGAAUGAAGUACCCGACGCCCGCCACCAUCGACGUUCCUGAGUAUUCUCUUGACUGUACUUCCGAUGACAGCCUCGCAGUAGAGUGCGUGCCAGCGAGGGUGCCGGUGCCCAGACAGCGUGCGUCGAAGCAGGCACGCCGCAGUCCUGCGCGAUGCAGCAAGCCGCCGUUCACGUUCGAGACGGACCACUUCGCCGACGACGCCCCGCCGAGCAUACAGCGCACGUCCCCACCGAGAACCAGCCCCGGCACCACGGCCCCUCCCCCACCGAGCCCCGAGGCACCGCACCCUCCCCCGCCAAGAACUAGCCCUGGGGCUACUGCCCCUCCCCCGCCACCGCCUCCGCCGCCGGUACCUCCACCCCAGCCCCAGGCGGACACACCUACGGCAGCAAGACCGAGGGGAGAAGUGAAACCGCAGGAGAAGCCGAAGGUAAAGCCGGCGCCAUCCAGGCCGCACAUGCCCGACCUGAGGGAGUUGCAGUCCGCACUGAAAAAACUCAAGAAAACGAAGCCUAUGAAGAAAGCGCCGGAUGUGACGCCGUCGGGCGGUGGCUGGGAUGAGAUUAUGCACACAAUCAAGCUGGGAGUGAAGCUGCGUACAGUUGACGAGGAGGAAUUGGCGAUCAAGAAGCAAGAGGAGGUGCUAUUAAGCACGGAUGCACACCAAAACCUGCUUAAAACUAGUCUGUUCAGAAUCAGGCACAUGAUUGAUGAACACGAAGAAAGUGAAGAUGGCUGCCACAGCUCUGAAUUCGAUUCGUGGGGAACCAGAUUCUAGCCAGUCCGACUGGAAAGGGUCUGCACACAGCGAUAACGAAUGCAGCCAGCGGUGGGUGUCGUUUCAAAUAUAACUGAUGCCUUUUGUGCUAUGUCAUCAGGGUAGGGGGUCAUCAGUCAUCAGUCAUCUGGGUCAUCAGUUCGACAACCCAGUUUUCAAUGCAUAGAUAUGUAUUAUUUUUCCACGUGUAUUAAUAUUUCCAUCCAUCUUCCUAUGCUCUGUAUAUUGCUUUGGAUAGUUGCAGUGGGUUAUAAGUACCUGUGCGUGAAAUUAUUAGGAUGUGGGGGUGACAGUGAAUUUGUUGGUGAGAACAAUUUCAGUUUGACACAAUUUUCGAAGUAAAUAAUAGGAGUCAUAAUGUAAUAUAUAUUAUCCUAAUACAUCUUACUCAACAUUAUUAUAGAGUUGUGCAAUUUAACGCCAUGUUUGCCAAGAGAUUAUAUAAAGUCUUUGAUUUGAAAUUAAUAAAUUUGCAUUGUGGUUUGAACAUUAUGUAAGGUAAUGCCACAAUGCAUCGUGAUUGUUGUUUUUUAAGAAAUUAUAUUGUCAUGAAUGAUAUACUGUGCGUGGGUAAGUCUAUGCGUGCAUCCACCAGAACGUGUGAGUGGUUUUUAGCGUGCAUUAUAUUUAUCAUAGUUGUUUUAGUGAGUGGAAUAUUUCAUUAUUUAUUUAAUCGUGUGCGCAGUAUUCGGUUUGUGUAGGUGGCGGGUGCAGUGCAUCUCUCAACUCUUGCACACAGAUGACUGUACAGUUAUUAUGGAACUAGUAAGAGUGCUAACUGGUACCAUACCAGUUUUAAUUAAGUAUAACUAGUAUCAAAGUGCUACUAGUUGAAAGUGCCAACUACAGUAUCGAUAAGGUACUAGUCAAAUCAUGAAUAGUCCCAUAAAGAUAGCAGUUUAUGUGCAGUAUCACAAAUGUACUAGUGUGCGAACUAGUACCAUGGUUUAUAAUUGUCUAAACGCUGUAACUAUGUGGACUAAUCAGGCCGAGCAUAGCAACGGACAACUAGCUAAACUCCCGUAAGCAUGCCUGCGGACAUCUAGCUCCACUACAUGUAGCAUAAGAAUGCUACUAUACAUUCUUAGAUCCUUUAUAUAAUAGGGCUGGGUUGCCUCGUGUAUGCUGGCAGAGGGUGUGCAAAUCUCGUGCGGCUUUCAAAGUGCAAAGAUGAGGAAACUUAUGACCCAUUUUUAACUACGAUUUCCACGUGAAAUUUUACUCGCUCAACUGGAAAAUGCAGCGAAGCUUAACGUGACAUACAGACAUUAGCUAUAGUAAAUUUCUAAUCAGCACGGUCUUCUCAAUUUUAGCAACGUGUCCUGUACUUACACGGUCAGAGAUGUUAUUACAUGAGGCCUGGUCACUGCUCACUGUUAACCACCGUACAAGAUCUGUUCACCUAUAUGUAUAUAUCACAAAAUAGUUACCUAACCAACAGAAACCUUUAAAUGUACAUUGGAUAUGAACAAUCAGUACAUUUUUACAGGACGUAAAAACGAUGGGGCGUUUUGAAAUUCACAAGCUACGAACGUCGUUUCAUGUGAACACUGAGAUUCAAUAAUCGGUUAUUGUUGUGAUAGGCUUUAAAAUUCUGUUUGUGUUUGUGAUAGCGUUAAGAUUCUUUUACACUUCUAUCACAUCUUUUGAUGUCUGAUAUUUAUUAUGCCUGGUAUGUUUUAUAUGAUUUGGAUAGUGCGAUUAAUAUUUUUAUUCACAAUAUAGAAACAUAUAUAUAUGUAUAUAUAUAUAUAUAUAUAUAUAUAUAUAUAUAUAUAUAUACCACGAGUGCCAAUUGGUAAACAAUCACCAUAUAUUAAUCUUAUUAUUGCACAGAGAAUUGUUUGUUUGUAGAGGCAUAUUGGCCCCAAAUCAAAUUUGUUGUUUGUCCUAGGCACUGAGCAAUCUGAUACAAGCGCACUGCCUAGGGGCAAUUUGCACGCUAGAUAACUGUUUAACCGGUCAGCUAUAUAAUACAUUUGUGUCACAAAACUACCAAAAACCUUUUUGUCUGCCUACCAUUUUAGGUAAUUAUGCAGUUAGCAGCCAGGGAUCUUACCGUAAUUACCACUGUUGUUCUUAUAUGAAGAUUACUCAUUGGUGACCACAGUAGUUUGUGCCCACGUGUAUAAUAAUAUAAGGCACAUAAAGUGCUUCGAUUUGCAACAGGAAAAA
Molecule: messenger RNA, 4642 nt
Organism: Priapulus caudatus
Lineage: Eukaryota; Metazoa; Priapulida; Priapulimorpha; Priapulimorphida; Priapulidae
Product: junction-mediating and -regulatory protein-like
Exons: 11
Coding region: 176-2467 (763 amino acids)
Biological process (GO): Arp2/3 complex-mediated actin nucleation
Cellular component (GO): cytoplasm
Molecular function (GO): Arp2/3 complex binding
Source: RefSeq, a predicted model, not a curated record